UUCGUCUUCAUUUUAUAACCUCAAAACACAUCUUAUUUAACCAGAUCAAUUCAGAUUAAUUCCAAUAAUAUAAAUUCAUUAAUUGAUGAUUACGUUUUAUCUGUGAUAUAAUUUUUAUUAUUACUUCAUAAUGACCAUAUUUAAUUUGUUGCGGAUAACGAAUAUUGUGAAAAAAUCGAGUAAAUUAAAUUUACAAAUCGAAACAUACUCCACACACAUAAAAUAUGCAGAACACAAGCCUCUGGAAAAGAUCAGAAAUAUUGGUAUUUCUGCCCACAUUGAUUCUGGAAAGACCACUUUGACAGAACGAAUUUUAUUUUACACAGGGAGAAUAAAUCAAAUGCAUGAGGUUAAAGGUAAAGACAAUGUUGGUGCAGUUAUGGACUCAAUGGAGUUGGAAAGGCAAAGAGGUAUCACCAUACAGUCAGCUGCUACAUACACAAUAUGGAAAGAACAUAAUAUCAACAUCAUAGACACUCCUGGACAUGUAGACUUCACCGUAGAAGUGGAGAGAGCCUUAAGAGUAUUAGACGGUGCGGUGUUGGUCCUUUGUGCAGUGGGUGGUGUCCAAAGUCAAACAUUAACUGUUAACCGACAGAUGAAACGGUACAGUGUACCAUGUCUAGCAUUCAUAAAUAAACUUGAUAGAAUGGGAGCUAAUCCAGAGAGGGUAUUGAAACAAAUGCGAACCAAAUUGAACCACAAUGCUGCAUUUAUUCACUUACCUAUUGGCUUAGAAAAGGAAUGUCAAGGAAUUGUAGAUCUUGUUGAAGAAAAAGCAAUAUAUUUUGAUGGUGAUUAUGGUGAAAAGGUGCGGUUGGAUGAGAUCCCACAGGAUAAAAGAACAGAGGCACAGGAACGCAGACAUGAGUUGAUUGAGCAUCUUUCUAAUGUUGAUGAGACAAUAGGUGAAAUAUUUUUGGAAGAAAAAACACCAUCAGUCAUUGACAUUAAACAGGCUAUUCGUCGUACGGCGCUCAACCGUUCAUUCACGCCAGUUCUAUUGGGAACAGCACUUAAAAACAAGGGCGUGCAACCUUUACUGGAUGCAGUUUUAGAUUACCUCCCGCAUCCUGGCGAGGUGGAAAAUACAGCUAUUUUGAAUGAAGACACAGAUGGCGAGGGUCAGAAUAUCAUAUUGGAUGCGGCAAGAGAUGGCAAAAAACCAUUCGUCGGUUUAGCCUUUAAGUUAGAAUUAAGCAAGUUCGGCCAGCUGACUUAUCUCAGAUGUUAUCAGGGUGUUUUAAAACGUGGCGAAUAUAUUUUUAAUGCUAGAACUGCCAAAAAGGUAAAAAUUUCGCGUCUUGUCAGAAUGCACUCAAGUAACAUGGAGGAAGUGACUGAGGUGCUUGCAGGAGACAUAUUCGCAUUGUUCGGUGUCGACUGUGCAUCAGGUGACACAUUUGUCAAUGAUAACAAACUGAAUCUCUCGAUGGAAUCCAUCCAUGUUCCAGACCCCGUUGUAUCUAUGGCGAUCAAGCCGAAGAACAAUAAGGAUAGAGAUAAUUUCUCUAAGGCCGUUGCCAGGUUUACAAAAGAGGACCCUACAUUUCAAUUCCGAUAUGAUUCUGAUAACAAGGAAACAAUUGUAUCAGGUAUGGGAGAGUUGCAUCUGGAGAUAUACGCACAGAGGAUGGAACGAGAAUAUAACUGUCCUGUGGAGCUUGGGAAACCUAAAGUAGCGUUUAGGGAGACAUUAAUGUCGUCUUGUUCCUUUGAUUACUUGCAUAAGAAGCAGUCUGGCGGCGCUGGUCAGUUUGCUAAAAUAACUGGCAUCCUCGAGCCCCUACCUCCACAUCAGAAUACUAUGUUGGAGUUCAUUGACGAAACAGUAGGAACCAAUAUUCCGAAGCAAUUUGUACCUGGUGUGGAAAGAGGAUUUAUUGACACGUGCCAAAAGGGUUAUUUAUCUGGACACAAGAUAUCCGGUGUGAAGUUUCGGCUACAAGAUGGCGCCCACCAUAUAGUGGACUCCAGUGAACUGGCUUUCUUUCUGGCAGCCAAAGGAGCUGUUAAAGAUGUAUUCGAAGAUGGCGCGUGGCAGAUCCUCGAGCCAAUCAUGUUCGUAGAAGUAGUAAUACCUGAUGAGUUUCACGGCGCCGUACUAGGACACCUGAACAAGCGAGGAGGUAUCAUAACUGGAACAGAAGGAACUGAAGGGUGGACGACGUUGUAUGCUGAGGUCCCAUUGAAUAAUAUGUUCGGAUAUGCUGGCGAGCUCCGGUCUCAAACUCAAGGUAAGGGUGAGUUCAGUAUGGAGUACAGUCGUUAUUCACCUUGCCUGCCUGAUGUACAGGAACAACUGAUCAGGAAAUAUCAAGAAGAAAUGGGCCUAGUACCAGACCAAAAGAAGAAGAAGAAUUGAACCGCCUCUGUUUUAUAGAAUAAUUUUAUUUAUUUAAGAGUAAUUUAAUAUAUUCGUUAAAUUAAACCAG
Messenger RNA from Achroia grisella, 2435 nucleotides. It is a transcript of the gene mEFG1, whose product is annotated as elongation factor G, mitochondrial. Gene Ontology annotation, cellular component: mitochondrion. The transcript has 11 exons. The record is from RefSeq and is a predicted model, not a curated record. Gene Ontology annotation, biological process: mitochondrial translational elongation. NCBI's taxonomy places the organism in Eukaryota, Metazoa, Arthropoda, Insecta, Lepidoptera, Pyralidae. Bases 131 to 2365 code for a protein of 744 amino acids. Gene Ontology annotation, molecular function: GTP binding; translation elongation factor activity; GTPase activity.